Molecule: messenger RNA, 468 nt
Organism: Blastocystis hominis
Lineage: Eukaryota; Bigyra; Opalinata; Blastocystidae
Exons: 2
Coding region: 1-468 (155 amino acids)
Biological process (GO): transcription by RNA polymerase II; positive regulation of mitotic recombination; nucleotide-excision repair
Cellular component (GO): nucleus
Molecular function (GO): hydrolase activity, acting on acid anhydrides, in phosphorus-containing anhydrides; ATP binding; damaged DNA binding
Source: RefSeq, a predicted model, not a curated record
AUGGGCUGGAUGUGUUGUUUCCGUCGUUCUUCACAUAACCGCAUUAUUCAUAGAUAUGAAAGCAUUUAUCCCGAGCAAUAUGAGUACAUGCAGCAGCUGAAGCAAGUUCUUGAAACCAGUGAGCAGAAGGGACAUGCACUUCUCGAAAUGCCAACAGGAACUGGAAAAACGGUGUGCAUCUUCGCUUUAUAUCUCGCAAUGAAGCAUUCUUACCCAGAUUUAGGAAAAUUGAUAUAUUGUACUCGUACUAUUGCUGAACUGAAACAAUGCAUGGAGGAGCUGAAGAGAGUUGUCGCAUUUCGAAAGUCAAAACUGGAAUAUCGAUACAGGAGUAUUUUGGGAGUUUGUCUAAGUAGUCGUCGAAAUCUGUGUAUCCAUCCCAAAAUCGACUGUAUCAAUCCGGAUACACGCGUAGACAUAUCCUCAUUCAAUUCAAUAUGCAAUUGUGAGUGUUGCAUUGCUAAUUAG